This is a messenger RNA of Peromyscus californicus insignis, 1643 nucleotides long. RefSeq lists its product as uncharacterized. The transcript has 2 exons. The coding region runs from base 152 to 778 and encodes 208 amino acids. The record is from RefSeq and is a predicted model, not a curated record. Lineage: Eukaryota; Metazoa; Chordata; Mammalia; Rodentia; Cricetidae.
CCGCGGGUGGGAGGGAGGCACAGGGGAGGGGGUCGAGCCAAGUCUCCUGCAAAGUCACUUCAGCCCGAGGGUCUCCAACCCGCGGCCACCAGAGCCUACAGCUAGUGCGGGGACCUCGGCUGUAGCCGCCCGUUUCCCAUUGGUCAACCGGAUGGGCGAGGUCUCCCACCCUGGCUUCUUAUUGGCGGGUGGCGCAGUCACUCCUCGGAUACCCGCGCCCUGCCACCGCCCCCGUCCGCGUCGCGCGGUGAUUGGCCACGCGGGUCGCGGGUCCCGGGUCCGAGUGGCUCUGAAGGGUCACUCUGGCAAGUGCGCCUUAGGCGCAAAGUUCCAGUCCUGUGCUUCAUGGGCAGGUGGUGUACCUGGGGCGCUUCUCAACUUCUUCCCGAGUGGGACUGACCUUCCUUGUGAGCUGCGGGACAGUCGCGGGGCAAAACUCCCUGGUCACGCCCCACGGUCACGCUCCGGUUCCUCGACCUCCAGCAGGGUGCUAUGUGCACCCCAGGAUGGGACCGCGUGCACGGAUGCAGCGACCCGAUCCCUAUCCCCGGGUCGGGGCUUCAGUGACGAGACCAGCCGGCCUCCUAAUGCGCUCUGCGAGGAUGUGGCUGGGACGCGGGAGAGAGCCGGGUGCGGGGAAACGCUGUGUCAUCCUCGGGAGCCGCCGCGCUCCUCCCGAGGGUCCCGAGCGUGCCCUAGUCCCGCACUCGUUGCUUCCUGGCGCCGCGCAGCGCUGGCCCCCAUCCACACCCGCUUGGGCUUUCGGGGUGCACAGUGACUGUGGUUAGCCUAACCCCGGGACACACAAACCUAGGAACCCGGCAGGGCAUCACUAACUCGGCCACGGAACCGGAGAUCCAGGUCUGUGAGCCAGGGACCUGGCGGCACAGUUCCAACACCGCAGACCCUCCCCGGCUGCUUCCAGAGCUGAAGUGAGCCUGGCCUUGCCAGGAGUAAGGGUAGCAGAUGUGCUAGAGAGAACUUUGAAGGAAGAAAUGAAAUGCUACAAAGCAAACAAAAAGGGAUCCAAUGAGGCAGGUCAGCACUUCGCAUGGCUGCCGUCCUGUGGGCAGGACAAAGGGACUUGUGUCAUGGAGAGAGAUCUGCAUAUUAUGCCGGUGGUCCUUAUUCCAGAGGUUUCCAACCACAAAGCCAGAGCCUUUCAUCUUCCAACGCCUGGCUGCCCGUCAUCCAACACCAGCUUUGCCAGUUUAAGGCCGGCCUACUCCACCUGUGCUCCUCCCCACUCACAGCCAGCGAGUCGCUUUGAAGUAAACCUGAACAUCCUGUCACUUCCUUUACUCACUAGACGGUGGGUAUAUCUAAAAAGGAGCAUUUGUGCGUGUUGUGUGUUGUGUGAGUGUAUGGCAUUCGUGUUCCCCUGUGUGUGGAGACCAGAGGAAAACUUCAGCUGUACUUCCUCAGGUACCAUAUUCAGCUUUAAAAAAAAUGCUUUAGAUUUGUAGAAGUUAAAAAAGAAUUCCCGAACAACUCUCACACAAGGUCCUUUAAUAUCUCACAGAGCCAAGGUCCAUUUGUCAAAAAGAGGAAGUCAAAAUUGGUGGCUGGAGAGAUGGCUCAGCAGUUAAGAGUGCUUGCUGGUCUUGCAGAGGACCCAGGUUCGGGUUCCAGCACCUGUGUUA